UCAAGAUUAAAAUAGAUCUGCGCGUUUCUCUCUAGGUAGUUGGAAAACACAUCUCAGAUAGGGCCAUCUUGGGCCAAAGACGUGGCGGUAGAGAGGCCUGUCCUAGAUAACCAGGUUCAUAGACUGAUUGUGCCCAGUACCUUGCGUCCGCGAUGGAUACCUCCCAGCCUGGUGUAUCUGAUUUUGUCCUCCUUUCGGAGAUUACCGAAGAAUCGAUUGUGGAAAAUAUACGCAAGCGCUUGGAAAACGAUGUCGUUUACACUUUCAUUGGCAACGUUGUCGUCUCCAUUAAUCCAUACAAACAACUUCCAAUAUACUCUCCCGAAUGGGCAACGAGAUACAAGGGGUCUAACAUUUAUGAACAUCCUCCACACAUUUACUCGAUUGCCGAAACCGCCUACCGGUCCCUACUGACCCACGCACGAGACCAGUGCGUCCUGAUCACGGGGGAGAGUGGAGCGGGAAAGACGGAAGCAUCAAAAAUCUUUCUGGGUUAUGUCGCAGGCGUUGUCGAGGGAGGAGAGGGUGUGAAGGAGCGGUUGGUGAGCGCCAAUCCGUGUCUGGAAGCAUUUGGGAAUGCGAAAACCGCACGAAACGAUAACUCUUCCCGAUUUGGCAAAUACAUGGACCUGGAAUUUGAUUUCCGAGGACUACCUGUCGGAGGAAAAAUCACUACAUAUCUACUGGAAAAGUCACGCGUGGUACAUCAAUCGUCCGGGGAACGAUCAUUUCACAUCUUUUACCAGCUUCUAUCGGGAGGCGAUGAUGACCUUUUAUCACACCUUAGCCUUACCCGCAAUACAAGCAACUAUGCCUACCUUUGCCACCCAGCAGAAGACUUUAACGAUGCGCAGACGUUUACUGCUAUCAUUCAGGCAAUGCAAGAGGUUGGGGUCAAGGAAGAAACACGAAGGUUCUGGAUGGAGAUCGUGGCGGCCGUGCUGCACUUGGGAAACAUUAGAUUUGAAGAAGAGGUUUUGAUGACGGAAGGAGACGAGGAAAAGGUUGGUGUCGAGGGCAGUCGCGUAGUCGGAGAGGAAGCGUUGUCGCACGUAUCUCGGCUUCUUGGCAUUACCCCAGAAAGUCUGUCGCAGGUUUUGACACACCGCUCGGUCUAUGACCAGGCAAAAAAAGAAAAGAUCACCGUCCCACUUCUGCCUGGUCAGGCCACCAAGACGCGCGACGCCUUCGCCAAACUUCUUUACGGUCGUCUCUUUUCCCACCUUGUCACCACCUUGAAUGGAUGCAUUUCUCCAGGCUCUGAAGCAGAGCAGAGAGGAUUUAGCGUAAUCGGAGUGCUGGAUAUUUAUGGAUUUGAGGUUUUUCAGUCAAACGGGUUUGAUCAAUUCCUAAUUAAUUACUGCAACGAGAAGUUGCAGCAGCUGUUCAUCGAACUGACAGUAAAGUCCGAACAGGAAGAUUAUGAAAAAGAGGGAAUUGAGUGGACCACAAUCGAUUUUUUCAACAAUGAAACAAUCUGCGAACUUAUCGAAUCGAAGAACCGAGGAAUUAUCUCACUUCUGGACGAAGAAUGCACGAUGCCAGGAACCCCCACUCCCUUGACUUUCCUGCAAAAGCUCGAUAGUAACGUAAUUAAGCACCCACACUACGACUCACGAGCUAAACAAUCACGCAAUCGUUCAAAUCCGGCGCUCACUGGCUCCGCCCCACAAUCAUCACAACUCCUACCUCAUAACGCUUUUACAUUGAAGCAUUAUGCAGGAGAUGUUAUGUACGAGGUGGAUGGAUUUUUGGAUCGCAACGUAGAUGCCCUCUGGAGAGACGUUGUUUUAUGUAUCGCUGGGAGUGAAAAGACAGGCGUGAGGGAAAUGUUCCCAGAGGAAGGGGAUGCGGGAGUUGGCGUCGCUGGUGGUAAAGGGCAGAAGAGGCCGGAUACAUUGGCGACUCAGUUCAAGACAUCAAUGUCAUCGCUUAUUCAAAAUCUCAUGUCAAAGAACCCCCACUACAUCCGCUGCAUUAAGCCCAACGCCUCCAAGCGGCCAGAUGUUUUUGAUCAAGAACUGGUUCGACAUCAAUGUCGAUACUUGGGUCUUCGUGAAAACAUCCUCGUCCGUCGAGCAGGUUUCUGCUACCGGGCACCUUUCACAAAGUUCCUUGCGCGAUAUAAAAUGCUGGGGCCCGAUCGAAGCACAGACCCAAAAGGCACCUGGCCAAAUUACCGUGCUGGAGACGUGCGUGAAGGAACAUUGAAGGUAUUGCAGGAGGCUGCAGUUGAUGAGAGCGAAUACAGGCUGGGAAAAACCAAAGUGUUCAUCAGACAUCCAGACACGAUUUUACGCAUCGAGAUGCUCCGUAACGAAUGCAAGACGUGGUUAGCAACCAUUAUUCGCGCAAUAUGGAUUGGCUCUCGCGAGCGCCAAGCAUUCCUGAAAACGCGGAAACAAGUAAUCAAGUUACAGGCAUAUUCCAGGAGGCGUCUCCAUGUUGUCCAAUAUCGAAAAAUCAGGAAGGCGAACUUGAUCAUUCAAAAAAAUGUCCGAGGAUGGAUUGUCCGUCGACAGUAUAACCACCUCCGACGUACGCUACCCAAAUACGCCGUUCUACCGAUACAGCGAGCCUGGCGAAGACACCAUGCGCGCGUAUGGUUGGGAACGGUCGCGGAUUCUGUUCGACGAGCAGGCGAUGCCUGGAGACAAGUAGAGUGGCCGAAUGCGCUCAAGGGACGCUUGGGCAAGAGUGUGGAUGAACUCGUCAGACUGUGGUAUCGCAGAAUUUCGGCUAAACGAUACCGCGCGCGAUUACCUAGUGACAGGAAAUGGAAGCUGACAUGGAAAGCGACUGCAUACGACGCAUUCCAAAAGAAAGCGUCAUUUGCAGAUAGCUCCAGGCAAGUGUUUCAGCCAGAGCAUGUUCAGGUUGUGGGAAAUGUUCCUGGGGAAAUCCUCUCCGCCAUUACAUGCAGCAAGAUCCACCGAUCAAAUCCUUCCAAGCAAGUCGCGCGCCUGCUUGUCCUGACACCCUCCCAUGUCUACACAAUGGAUAAGAAUCACAUCAAGGACAAGCUCCCGCUGCAAGAUAUUAUAGGCGUGUCUACAUCCACCCUGAACGAUGGCAUCAUGAUGAUCCACUGUCCGUCCAAUGCUAAAGGAGAUGUCGUCGUGCGAAGUGACGAAUUUUGCAUACAAUUUAUGAGUCGCCUGUUGUUGGCAUGCAAAGACUCGGGAAAGAGUAUAAAAGUGACGGUAGAGGACAGAUUGCGAACAACAUUUUCGGGUGGAAAAGCCAUCACCGUCACAUUCGCGAGGGGAAAGAGCGACCAUGUCACCAUCAAGAAGGGGAAAGACGGAUGGCUUGUUACUGUACCUUCAUGAACAUGCUUUAUUACCUUUGUGUGCUUCUUUUACACUCGCA
Messenger RNA from Spizellomyces punctatus DAOM BR117, 3372 nucleotides. RefSeq lists its product as uncharacterized. The transcript has 19 exons. The record is from RefSeq and is a predicted model, not a curated record. Gene Ontology annotation, molecular function: microfilament motor activity; actin filament binding; ATP binding. Gene Ontology annotation, cellular component: actin cytoskeleton; vesicle; cytoplasm. Lineage: Eukaryota; Fungi; Chytridiomycota; Chytridiomycetes; Spizellomycetales; Spizellomycetaceae. The coding region runs from base 153 to 3332 and encodes 1059 amino acids. Gene Ontology annotation, biological process: actin filament organization; vesicle transport along actin filament.